Harpia harpyja (harpy eagle) is the source of this 3174-nucleotide messenger RNA. Its product is annotated as E1A-binding protein p400-like. The coding region runs from base 1906 to 2535 and encodes 209 amino acids. Gene Ontology annotation, cellular component: Swr1 complex. The transcript has 5 exons. The record is from RefSeq and is a predicted model, not a curated record. Lineage: Eukaryota; Metazoa; Chordata; Aves; Accipitriformes; Accipitridae. Gene Ontology annotation, molecular function: histone binding; ATP-dependent chromatin remodeler activity; ATP hydrolysis activity.
CAAAUCACAACAGUAGUAAAGAGUGAUACUCCCUCCCUAUUAUGUGGCACUCUUAGAGAUUAUCAGAAGAUGGGACUACAGUGGUUGGCAAAGCUGUAUAAGAUGAAUCUCAAUGGCAUUCUGGCUGAUGAAGCUGGACUUGAAAAAACAGUGCAAGUUGUUGCUUUUUUUUGCACACCUGGCAUGCAAUGAAGGUAACUGGGGACCUAUUCUUGUUGUUUCACAAGACUUUAAUGUGCUGAAGUGGGAGACUGAACUGAAAUGCUGAUGUCCUGCUUUGAAAAUUCUUCUGUAUCUUGUGAACCCAGGAGAACUUUUCUUAAAAAGACAGGUAUUGUGGAACAUUGUUUCAUUUACACAUGUACUGGGUAACAUAAGCAUUACACAGAAAGAAAAUAUCAGCCCGGGUCAUGGUUAUACCAUUGUGGUUAAAAACUUCAGUAUAGCGAUAUCGCAACGUGGUUCUUUUCUCUUUUGUUGUGUAGCAUACUGGAAGAAUGAAGAUAUUUCUUCAUCUCAUGAAUGCUAGUUCAUAAGCAGAGUUUGAUAUUUACCAAUAAAAUCUGCUUUGAUUACCAGCACUGACUGGCUAGCAUUUUUAAGUUGUGUGUAUGCACUUACUAGCAUGACGUCCCUUUGCACAGAUAUUUUUGACUAGUACCUGAUCUCUGUAUGGGGAAAUUCACAUCUUUGCUCCAGUGACUUGUACCUCAUUUUAGUAUUUGCAGAAGUUUAUUAAGAAAAUGUGUUGAAUUUAGCCAUUAUUUGGAUGGGAAACUGAUGUGUAAUCCGGAGGAGGCAACAGGAGGUUUGGUGUGUAUUUUGUAGCUUAGAAGCCAUGUGUGUGUUUUCGGGCUUCAAAACUUCACUAAACUUACUUGCAAAAUAUGCUGCUGAUUUUUUUUUUUUCUCCUCUGUUUUUUGCAUUUUCAACUUCCAUAAUUACAGGGAACUUCUUGGGUUCCUCCAUUAAUGUUUUUACAACAUACAACUUUUAUCCCUCCUUUUGGAAUGAUGUGUCUUUUCCAGUUACUUUUCAAUUUGUUUCCUUGUUGGAGUCCUUCAUAUAAUCUUAGAUUGACUAGCAAUUUUUCACUUCUCUCUUAAGUUUGUAGAAUUGGGCCAUAUAAAUCUUGUAAUAACUUUCUCUUGCCUUGUAACCUGAGCAGAGCAGAAGAAAAUUAACAAAAUUGCCAUAGCUUUGAGCAUAUUUAUUCCUUUAGUUCUGUGACUUUUCCUUUCAUUCUUGCAAUUUUAACUUUGUGUCUUGUGUUUCUAAUUUUUUAUUUGCCUUUGAAAGUAAAUAUCAGGAUGUUAAUUCACACAUUUGGCAGCUUCUGUGAUCAAGUCUAUAAUAAUUUUGAUCCUUCCAGGUAGAAUUUACCUAAAGAUUGACGCAUAUGAAUCUUAGAAAUUAGAGUUUAUCCAUUAAGUAUGAAUUCUAUUGAUAACCUGUAACAACAAGUAUAAGUAUUCUGAAAUGUGUUCAAACUCUUCAAGGAACAAUUCAAAAAUGUAUAAGGAAAGAUGGCUUUUCAUUGCCAAUUGUUUUUGGAUGGAAACUUGGUCUAUGUGUUUUAUAGGAAAGGCUUGUUCUUCUUUUAAAAAACAGUUUCUCUUAAGGAUAUUUUAUAUAACACUUCAAACAUCACAACCAGAGAGUUAAACUGAGCAUUCUCUUCCUUUUGGGAUUUCGAAAGCUUUGAAGAACUGCACUGGGAUAAAGUGCAAGAUAAUCUAUUUUAAUUCCAGAAGAGGAAAUGCGUAAUAGUCUUUGCUCUGAAAGCCAUCAAAAAAGCCUUUAGGAUUUUUGUGGGUUUUUUAUUGCAGGAAUGGACUGACCCUAACAACUUUAAUGUAUGUAUUGCCUCCUGCAAGCAAUUCUUUAAUGACUAUGAAGCAUUCAUGAAAGUACAGUGGAGGUACCUAGUUCUAGAUGAGAGGCAGAAUGGUAAUAGUCUGACAGAGAAGCACUGGGAUGCAAUAUUCAAUCUCCAGAGUCAUCUUCAUUUACUCAUGAUGGAUACACUUCUGCCUACUGCCUUAAAAGAUCUGUGGGCCAUUGCCUGUUUCCUGAUCCCAGGGAUGUCCCAAUCCUAUCUGGAUUUUACGAAGGUAGCAUCUGCAGAGGUGAAUGAAGAUCACUACCAGAGAGUUGCAGUGAGACUGCAGAGAGUAGUGCAGUCAUUCAUUUUGCGGAGGUCCAAAAUUCAUGUUGAGAAGCAGUUACCAAGGAAAUAUGAGCACGUGCUUACAUGUACUCUUUCUAAUCGGCAGAAGUCAAUGUAUGAGGACAUCUUGUCUCAACCAAGAACUCAAGAAUGUCUUAGAAGUGGGCACUUUGUCAGUGUCCUCCAUAUUCUGAUGCAGCUGCUAAGGGUGUGUAAUCAUCCUGAUCUGAUAAGUCCCCGGCUUCCAAGUUCUUCCUGUAUAUUAGACAUGCUGGAGUUUACAACUGCUUCUCUAGCGCUGAAUGCAUUAGGAUGGGAUCUUUGGAAGGUGAGUAGGGAAGUAAUUAUCUUGUGCUUGACUUGAUUUGACUAGGAGAGCAGGUGGCUUAGGACAUAAAAUUUCUCACACAUAAUUCAAGUUCCAAUUAAAUUUCAAAAUCUGAAUUGCUAAUUCAUUUAUUUUUAGAAGCAACUGCUAAGAUUAUAAAUAAUAACCAUUGACUUUAUAGUAGUACUGAAUUUAGUAGGUAUGCUGGGAAUUUGCUAUCCUUGUCAAAGAAGGUCAGGCUAUUUUGUAACAUUUUCUGGUUGUGCUUAAAGUCCCCAAUUAACCUAAACUGAUGGGUCUUGAAAUCAAGAGAAAGGUGCCAUUCUUGUCCUGUCCUGAGGAGUAGUUAAGGGUGUAGUUAAGCUGUGUACAGCUCUGGAGAUGAGAAGCUGUAUCAGGUUCCACAGUUUAGUUUUAACUAUAGUCUGUUUGCUAAAGUUACAUUGCAAGCGGUUUCAUCCUUUUUUUUUCUAGUGACUGUAGCAAUACUAGAGGCUUAAGAAAGACUGCACAAAGCUAGAACAGUAGCAUUAUUUGUCCUGGGAAAUUCAAAUAGUUACUCCUUUAAGUCUGUUGGAAAAAUCAUUUUGAGGGGCCGACAGAGUGAGUGUCAAAGGCUUGUGGAGGAAGUAGGGUUAAUGUAUCAAGGUGGGAGUGGAUGAGUCUGGAAUGCCA